UUAUUAUAGUCGUUGGACGUUGCGGUGGGGAAAACGAGUUUUUGGACUUAAAUUAUAUACAAUUCCCUUCCCUUUUAAAACUAUAUGCCUGCUGCGGACAAUCGAGUUUCCGGAAUUCUAAUAUUAAUAACAAUAAUAGGUAACAUUAACGAUGUAUAAUAGUCACUAUCAUCUUUAUGAUAAUUAUCAUCAUCAACGCCUUCAUAAUAUUAUUAUUGUUGUUGUGUUGUAUGUACCUACCUAUACACGGUCACUCGCUAUCGUUUCGCGUAAGAAACGUGCGGCAGUGCCGAGAAGCCAGGAGCAGUCGCAACCGGACCGCAGUUGGCGUAGCUACCGACCGACCGACCAAUAAAUUAUAAUAUAUUAUAAUAAUAAUAUAGUUUGGUAUACCUAGGUAUAUCGUGGUAUAGUCUAGACGUGUGUGACGCGUGCAUAUCGUUGUUGGUUACCAAUAAAUGAUCAAACGUUUAGUUUUGGGAUUACGCGUUCGAUGCGAUUUAACGUCUCGAAUUCCAGUUAAAGUGUUGUGCCAUUAUUUUCGUCGACUUAAAUAUUAUUGUUAAUUGUUAUUACGUUUUAAAGUACAGCUGUAUCGCCACCGCUGAAAACCCAAGUGCUAGCGAUUCGUCUCCGCAACCAUAUAGAUCCUGACCGGAGCAAAGAAGAAAUUACAGGGCAUUACAACGAUUCUAACAGUGGUGCUUACAGAUCGACCGAAAGCGCGGGUGGAUCGUUUUGGACCUAAACUGGGACAGAAAUCCGAGUGAGAUGUUCAUGCGUAAAAUCUGCGCCACGAAAACGACUACAAAAACUCCGGUAGUUCAGUCCGGUGCCAAUUUGACAGCCUCAAUAUUGUCACAAUAAUAGUGUAAAAAUACAUCUAAGGAGGAGGGACGAAUUGUAAAUAAUAACACUCCUAUAGCCUAAAAAAAAUGCAGCCAUUAUCGAUCUGUGGAUUGUUGUCGUUUGCAUGGAUGCUGUUGGUUCGUUCGUCUUCGGCCGCCCCCCAUCCACCGUCGCCUUGUCCGGACAUAUUCACUUACGAAGGCUCGGAACCAGAGAACAACAGGUGGUAUGGCGAGAUAUCGCUGCGAACUGACGAGAGCCUUGUGGGAAUCCGACUGGACGUCGAACUAGACCGGCCUUCAGAUUUGAUGGUAUCUUGGAUGGGAGAGAUAACGACAAGUGACAAUGUGAAAUUCACAGUGUUGAACUUGAACCAAAAACUGAAGCCCGGGCCUCCGGUACUAUCUAGGAUCAUGGUCAAGUUCAACCGGUCGACGGGCAGUCCUAAAUUGCGGUUCAUCCGACUCAAUGGCCGUAAGAUCUGCCCUGAAGAUACCAGCUACAGUUCUGGGUACGAGGAGGAAUCCCGGCCAUCACAAAGGCCUCAGAGCACCAAGAGACCGGAUCCCGAGUUCGGCGUUGACGUGGACGAGUAUUCGGAAAGUAGCAAUAACAACCACGACAAGGAAAACCCGAACAGACCUUCAGGAUCGGACUAUUCGCCGCAGGACAGUCGUCCGAUUACCACGUCGACGGAAGGACAGUACACGACCCGGAAGACCAACAGGGGGCCGAUAACGACGACUACGACUACGACUUCGGCACCUCGAAAUCCCUAUGAACAGGGUAACAAUAACAGGCCAAACACGGUAACGUUGCAGGCCAGCAGCACCGACCCGAACAGCGACAUAAACGGGGUCAUUAACGGGCUGUUGCAGAACCAGAACAGCAGCAACAAAACCGUCAUCAUAACCGUUAUCGACAACCAAAAUAACCGGCCGAACGGCGGUUCGGGUAAUGGUGGGCGACCAACGACCACGGACGGAGGCAGUACGACGAGGCCGAAUAAUGUCAAUAACAGACCGUCCGGUCAGCAAACCGGCCAAAAGCCCAGCAGUAACAAUAACAACAAUCAACAGGUCAGCGGCGGCGGGAGCAGUGGAUCUUAUACCGGCUCAUCCGUCAACUCGCUCUCGUCCAAUUCCCCGUCGUGUGGCGAAGUCAAGAUGGUAGUGCCGCUGGUGACUUCUGGCCAAUCUACGAAAAGGGGACAAUGGCCCUGGCACGUGGCACUUUACCUGAUCGAAGGCAUAAACUUGAGCUAUCAUUGCGGUGGGUCACUGGUGUCCAAAAACAAAGUCAUCACGGCCGCUCACUGCGUGACACAGAAACUUAACGACGCAGUCCUCAACUCAACCAAAAUAGUCGUCUACCUCGGAAAAUACCAUCAGCUCCAGUACAGCGACGAGCUGGGAGUGCAGAUCAAACAGGUCAUCCGGAUAAAAGUGUACCCGUCUUACAACAGAAGCUCAUACUUCGGAGACAUAGCUAUAUUGACGUUGUCUUCGGACGCCGAAUUUACAAACUAUGUAACGCCGGUGUGUAUUUGGGAAGAGAGACCCGAUAAUUUGGAAGACAUCGUUGACAAAGAAGGGACAGUUGUCGGUUGGGGCUUCGACGAAAACAAUACUCCGACUGAAGAACUGAAAAUGGCCAAGAUGCCGGUCGUUUCACAACAAACCUGUCUCUGGAGCUAUCCACAAUUUUAUUCAGAAUUCACAUCCGAGAAAACGUUUUGCGCCGGAUUCAGAAACGGCACAAGCGUAUGCAACGGAGACAGUGGCGGCGGCAUGGUGUUUGCAAGGAAUCACAGGUGGUACUUGAGAGGUAUCGUGUCCCUGACGGUGGCCAAAGACGGGUUGCGGGUAUGUGACACUAGACACUACGUCGUGUUCACGGACGUGGCCAAGUACACAGAUUUCAUCACGAAGAACCUACAAUGACGGCGAUCAUCAUCAGAUCAAUGAUACAAUAAUUAAAUAUAUUAUGCAGUAAUUAAAUGUAUAAUACGAUCUGUACAUUAUUUAUAGCGUACCUAUACAUAAUAAGUGUUUCGCCGAUUCCUAUUAUACGCAGACGUCGCGUUUAUACUUUUAACAUUU
Molecule: messenger RNA, 2951 nt
Organism: Myzus persicae (green peach aphid)
Lineage: Eukaryota; Metazoa; Arthropoda; Insecta; Hemiptera; Aphididae
Product: serine proteinase stubble-like
Exons: 11
Coding region: 936-2792 (618 amino acids)
Biological process (GO): proteolysis
Molecular function (GO): serine-type endopeptidase activity
Source: RefSeq, a predicted model, not a curated record